Fukomys damarensis (Damara mole-rat) is the source of this 4408-nucleotide messenger RNA. It is a transcript of the gene Irf5, whose product is annotated as interferon regulatory factor 5. Bases 1745 to 3238 code for a protein of 497 amino acids. The record is from RefSeq and is a predicted model, not a curated record. Gene Ontology annotation, biological process: immune system process; regulation of transcription by RNA polymerase II. The transcript is spliced from 9 exons. Gene Ontology annotation, cellular component: nucleus. Gene Ontology annotation, molecular function: DNA-binding transcription factor activity, RNA polymerase II-specific; protein binding; RNA polymerase II cis-regulatory region sequence-specific DNA binding. NCBI's taxonomy places the organism in Eukaryota, Metazoa, Chordata, Mammalia, Rodentia, Bathyergidae.
CGCGCUCCCCGCACCCUGACCCCUUCGGGCGAGAGGUUGAGGUUUCAAGCAGUCGCCUUCCCAGGAUUUAACGCCAGGGUCAAGAGUGUGCGUGGGGAGGGUGUUGGGGGAAGGCGGUGCAAACCAGAGGAGCUGAGCUUUGACUUGUGGCCAAGAAAUAAGCGACGCGGGCCCUCCGGGCAGCAGAGAGGAACCGGGGGCUCUAUCGCUUCCUUGUCGUCCAUCCCCAGACUUCAGAAGGAAAGAACGAAAAGUCUCAAACGAUGGGGGCGCGGACCCCCCUCCCAACCGAGCGCACAGUUGUCACCCGGAUCGGGCACCGGGGCGGGGGCGGGAAUGGGGUACUUUCCUGGCCUCACGGUGGCAAGCCGGCGUGGAAAAGGGCGGGGCGCCCCAGCCGAAGGAGCGGUACGGGUUUGGGCCGGGUGGCUGCGCAGGGGACGUAGGUGGUCUGUCCCUGUCCGAUCUGCUCUGGCGGUGCACCAGGCGAGGCCAGGCUUGGCCCGGGCUCUCUAGAGCGGGGAUGCGUGAGCCGGGCCAGAAAGGACGCGGGCUGGGCGGGUGCAGGAAGCUGAAGCCGGACCCAGGCCCGAAGUGGGGCCGUCCCUCGUAGCUCCAGCUGGCGAUUUGAAGGGCUCUCGGCGACACAGUAUGAAGCAGUGGGAAAUCACCCCCUUUGACCCAAAUGCCCUGUUUGGGGGUUUUCCCUCGCACCCUGGCCUUCCCCACCCUCGUCUUGGGAGGAAGCCGAGAGGUUUCUUCCUGCCGCACCUGCCGCUCUGGAGGUUUAGCCUGUCUGCGCGGCGAGGAGGCAGGGCCCAGGGAGUGCCGAAGUCAGUCACCUGCAGAGGGCGGGAUUUAGGGUCACGCCUGGUGCAGGGUACCCCUUGCUUUCUCCCUACGCUGGGUGUGGGGUUUGCAGGGAGACCCUCUGACCCAGGCAACUCGAGGGGUAACGGGGUGUCCAGCUCUGCCACUGCUCAAGCCACAGGCCUUUUCCUACUCUACCCUCCCCGUGCCGCCCACCAGGCUGUUCUAGGGGCCUCUCCUGGGACUUCAGCAGGGCCCUGGAUUGACUGUGGGGGACUCGCCACCCCAGCAGGGCUCCAGGGCUGCCUCCUCUGGAUGCUUCACCGCCUGACCACUUGGGGAGGCUUCUCUAGGUCCUCAGCAGCCCACGCCCCUCUGACAUUUCCACAGCCAUGUUUCCAGGGCUCAGAGCCACCAUCCUAGGUCUGGGGGGAUCCCUGAAUUUGAAGACAGGCAGGUGUGUUCAGACGUGGAAAUUCAGAUCUCACAGGCAUGGGGCUGGUCUGAAGCCAGUCUAAACCCACCUCUGGACGAGCAGGAUUGAUAUUGAGCCUGGUCCCUGUCAAGGGGAAGGACCUGGCUGCGGUGGAAUGGCUGGGGUGGGGGUGGGGGGUCAACAGUUUGGCUUUAGGGACCCACAUAUGAAUUUUCUCCGCCCACUCCCACCCUCCCUCAGCGCAUAGUGAGUCAGGUUUCUUAGUUGUCCACUUUCAUUUCCCCUGGGGCUGGGUGGAGGCUGGUGUAGGAAGAGGAACUGAGCCACAGCCCUCUGAGGGGGGAGGGAGAGGGCUGGAGCCUUCCCACCCUCCCUGUCCGGAGCCGCCAGCUUUACUCUUCAUGGGCUGAGCUGGGCACCACUCUGAAGCCUGCAGAGGGACAUUCUGGCAGCCUGGAGGUGGCACGUAGCAGCCACAACCCAAAAGACCUCUUUGCCAUGAACCCACCGCCCCCUGGGGCUCCCUCUCAGCCCCGCCGAGUGCGGCUAAAGCCCUGGCUGGUGGCCCAGGUGAACAGCUGCCAGUAUCCAGGGCUUCAGUGGGUCAACGGGGAAAGGAAAUUAUUCUACAUCCCCUGGCGCCAUGCCACAAGGCAUGGCCCCAGCCAGGAUGGAGACAACACCAUCUUCAAGGCCUGGGCCAAAGAGACGGGGAAGUACACUGAGGGGGUGGAUGAGGCAGAUCCAGCCAAGUGGAAGGCCAACCUACGCUGUGCCCUCAACAAGAGCCGAGACUUCUGCCUCAUCUAUGACGGGCCCCGGGACAUGCCGCCUCAGCCAUACAAGAUCUACGAGGUCUGCUCUAACGGCCCUGCUCCCACAGAGUCCCAGCCUACUGAGGAUUAUGUGGUUCCAGGAGAGGAAGAGGAGGAGGAGGAAGAAGAGCUUCAGAAGAUGUUACCAGGCCUGAGACUCACAGAAGCAGUGCAGCCUGGUACCUCCAUGGCGCCCUAUUCUUUACCGAAAGAAGAUGUCAAGUGGCCACCCGUUCUCCCACCACCUGUGGGGCCUGCUUUGGACCCCAACGUGCUGGUCCCUGCACCUGGCAACCCCGCUGGCUUCGGGCAGCAUCUCCCUGAGGUCCUGCCUAGUCCUGAGCCCCUGGCUCCCACCCUGCCCCCAGCAAGCGAACAGCUAUUGCCUGACCUGCUUAUCAGCCCCCACAUGCUGCCUCUGACUGACCUGGAAAUCAAGUUCCAGUACCGGGGACGGCCACCCCAAGCCCUCACCAUCAGCAACCCACAAGGCUGCCGGAUCUUCUACAGCCAGCUGCAGGCUACCCAGGAGCAGGUGGAACUCUUUGGCCCCGUAAGCCUGGAGCAAGUUCGCUUUCCCAGCCCCGAAGAUAUCCCCAGCGACAAGCAGCGCUUCUACACGAACCAGCUGCUGGAUGUCCUAGACCGUGGGCUCAUCCUCCAGCUGCAGGGCCAGGAUCUGUAUGCCAUCCGCCUGUGCCAGUGCAAGGUGUUCUGGAGUGGGCCCUGUGCCUCCAUUCAGGGCUCGAGCCCUAAUCCCAUUCAGCGGGAAGUCAAGACCAAGCUCUUCAGCCUGGAGCAGUUUCUCAAUGACCUCAUCCUGUUCCAGAAGGGACGCACUGACACCCCACCAUCCAUUGAGAUCUUCUUCUGCUUUGGGGAGGAGUGGCCUGACCGAAAACCCCGAGAGAAGAAGCUCAUUACUGUACAGGUGGUGCCUGUUGCAGCCCGGUUACUUCUGGAGAUGUUCUCAGGGGAAUUUUCUUGGUCAGCUGACAGCAUCCGACUGCAGAUCUCAAACCCAGACCUCAAAGAUCACAUGGUGGAACAGUUUAAGGAGCUGCAUCACAUCUGGCAGGCCCAGCAGCAGCUGCAGCCUGUGGCCCAGGGCCCUCCCGUGGCAGGCCUGAGUGCUGGCCAGGGGCCCUGGCCCAUGCACCCCAUUGGCAUGCAAUAAUGGGGUGGGUAGUGGCUGUGCAGAGUGAUGAGACAAUCUGGUAGCCCCAGCAGGCCUGGCUGGCUGCAGAGUCCAAUGUCUGGAUCUCCUUGAGGUGGAUUUAGGCCCAGGAUAAAGAAGAGGCCUAUGCACCUGUUAUCCCUGCAGAGCUUUGCUUGCAGGGCUGGCUUCCUGGGCCUGCCUCUCCUGUGCUCCCUCCACUGGCUCUGGAGAAACCCAGCCAGCAGUCUCCCUGAGCAGGGAAGGAAUGCCCCCACUGUAGGGCCUAUGUGUGCAGGGUGGAUUGCCCCACGGCGCCCCACUCUUGUGGUUGCUCCAUUUCCUCUGGCAAAAAGAGCCUGAGAAUGCAGGAGAUUUAGCUCAGUGGUUCCACUGCCUGCCUUGCAAGUGCAAGGUCCCAAGUUUGAUCCCCGGUACCCACUCCAAAAAAAGCUUGAGAAGCACUGGGGGCCAGGUCCCACUGCUUGGCCUCUGCAGGGAAUGGGCCUGAUUGGAGGUUCCCUAGUUUGAGCCUCACUUUCCCAUCUUUCUCUCUCAAGGUGAAUAUAAGCCUUUAGACAUCACUUAAGGCUGGCACUACCUGCUGCCUUCUUCAGAGUUUAAGAAUCUGGAGUAGAGUGUAGAUAUAUUUUUGGAUUAAAAAGUUAAAAAACGUAUUUGGCUGGUUCUUUACUUUUCUCCAGUGGUGUGGUCUCCAUGCUAUUCUUUGAGCCUCUCAGGUACCAGCUGGCCCCUCUAGCACCUGUCCUUUAGCUUUGGCCACUGGCAUGAGGACUGCCUGCCUUUCAGUCACUAAGUAAGCUGGGCCUUCACCAACACUCACCUGGCUGGUUUUGCUUCCAGGAGGAAGAUGUCCGAAAAGCUGUCCGGAUUUCCCAUUGUUUGGGACCAUUACAAUCUGUCAUCCUCGUUUUUGUAUGCUAUUAUAUUAAUAUAACAUAAUUAUAUUAUAUGAUACAUGCAAAUUAGCUCAUCAUUUGUUUUGGGUUUUUUUGGUACCGGGGUUCAAACUUGGGUCCUUGUGCUUACGAGGCAGGCGCUGAACCACUGAACUAAAUCCCCAGCUCUAGUAGCUCAUCAUUUGAAUCUAGCUCACAGGUGUAAUUAUGUCUUGAACAAUCUAUUGUAAUUUUAUUUUAUUUGCUUUCUUUUUUCCCUGGUACUGGGGGU